AUGCGGGAACGUAUCAUUGCAGAUUUUUGUAUAGACCGGAAAGAGGUCCCUCCGAUGACCAACCGAAAAGGUAUUCGUCCCGUCCGGAAGCGAUUCAACCAUUUAGAAGGGCCAAACCAAAAGGAUGUGGAAACACCAUACCAUUCCAUCACUGUCAGAAUCAACUCUACUAGACAAAACAAGAUAUCUCAGGUCCUCCCGCAUGUUCUUCUGUACGCUCCCGGUGGCUGGCGGCGUUGCGCUGGAGAGUCGGGCGGGGUUGAGGAGGGAAUGUUGGGGAAUGUGAAGAGAGACUUUGAUGGGAUUGGUAUCUACGGAGGGUUCGAGCGGUCUGGGGUGAUGGUGGAGGAACACCAGAAGCUGGCGGGAACUGGUACUGAGAUAAGCUUUUCUGGCUCAUUCUUGCUGUGGCUUCGAAGCGGACAAUAA
Molecule: messenger RNA, 429 nt
Organism: Histoplasma mississippiense
Lineage: Eukaryota; Fungi; Ascomycota; Eurotiomycetes; Onygenales; Ajellomycetaceae
Exons: 3
Coding region: 1-429 (142 amino acids)
Source: RefSeq, a predicted model, not a curated record